AUGUUAUUAAAAACGAGUUUUGCCAGAGGACGCUGACAUCAUAGCAGACGAUCAUCCGAUAGUACGUCAUCGAUGGCGGACCAAUGGUAGAAGAAAUUGGCGCUGGCAGAAUGUUCGUCUGCUGAGAAAUAUUGUCAAGAUGACAGUUGUAGAAAACGGUUCGUCUCUAGGCGUUAGUGAGGAAAUAAACGAUUGCAAAGUGGUAGUGACGUUAUUGAAUGGUAAAAAACACGAAGAAUAUAACAAAAUAAGAAAAAGUAAAACUAGAAUCAAAUAUCGGAGUUGGGUUAUUGUAUUUGCAGCUUUUGUUUCGUUUUCCAUCAAAGCUGGAUUGCUUUAUACUUUUAGUAUAUAUUAUGUUCAAUUUCUGUUAACUUUUCAAGAAUCUAGGUCUCAUACUGCUUGGAUCGGUUCAUUGUUCACCUGUCUUUUGCAGUUAACAGGGCCAUUUUCUGGCUUAAUGAUAAAAGCCUUUGGAUGUAGAAUCACUAUCAUGUUAGGUGGAUUAGGAACUGCAUUUGGAUAUAUUAUUAGUUCAUUUGCUAUCAAUGUUAAUUAUUUACUUUUCUCACUUGGAAUAUUAACAGCAAUCUUUUUAAAUUUUGUCUACACUGGAUUUGCAAUUGCACUUGCUGUACAUUGUAAGAAGUUUCAUAGUUUGGCAACAGGAAUAGCAUUUUCAGGAAUUGGAUUUGGUAUUUUUGUAUUCUCACCUCUUCUAGAACUUGCAGUAGAUUAUUAUGGAUGGAGGGGAUCCAUGUUUAUUCAAGCAGGUAUGGCUCUUAACUUCUGUGUCUGUGGUGCUUUUGUUUCAAGCAAAGAACUACCAAACUAUAGGGAAACCUAUGUAUCACAAAAUCAAAAAGAUAUGACUACAAAGAAUUUUAAGAAUAACAAUGUGAAUAAAGGAAAUGUCAGUUUUAAUGGACAUUCUAAAUAUUCUAAAUUUAUAUCAUUUUUUACAGAUUGUACAUUUAUAUGCUUUAUUUUAUCAAACUCUAUAUGGGUUAUGGGUACUUCUACAAUAUUUGUGACUUAUAAAGAUUUAGCAAAUCUUUUUGGCUAUGGUGAUAAAUUUUCUAUAAUAAUAUCAUCGAUGGGAAUUGCAGAUAUAAUUGGAAGACUUACUGUAGGAGUUGUCUUGUCCAAAUGCAAAAACUAUGUGAUUACAUAUUCAGCAAUAAUACUCUUUUUUUCUGGCUUGGCAUUGUGUCUUCACAUUACUAUUUCAUCUUUUGAAAUGUUUCUUGGACUUGCUAUUAUGUUUUCUUUUUUCUAUGCUAAACAGUGUGUUAUUUGUGUUGUGGCUCCAGCUACAAUGUAUGGGGCUGAAAACCUUACAUUAACUUUUGGAGUUCUUUUAUUUUUUGGUGGUUGUACAACAUUAUUUGGUCCACCUCUAGGAGGAUGGCUUAUUGAUAUGACACAAGAUCGUUCAGCAAUUCUGUGGUUCACAAGUUCAACAAAUUUUAUUGCUGCUGUUUUGAUGAGUUUUGUCAUACUACUGCAAAAGAAACAGAAUAAUAAUGAUAUAUGUGAAAUGUUAUAGUAUUAUUUCAUAUAUAUAUUGUUCAUAUAUGAUAUAUAUAUAUAUCAAUGAUAUGAUAUGAUAGAAGAAGUAACAAUAUAUUCCCUUUUAAAAUUUUAUAUUAAAAUAUUAAAAUAAAGUCUUCAAAAUGAAGAUUAUAUUUCACUAACCAAAAGUUAGUAUGGCUAUGAUGAUAUGGAAUGUUUUAUAUGAUGAUGAUGAUAACUUUUUAUUACAUUGGUAGAUAUUAUCAUCAUAUAAAAUAUGUUAAAAUCACAAUUUUGUUUACUUAUCUGCUGUUCAAUCCUAUUAGGAAAUUAUAUUUUGUCUACAUAUUUUUUUUAUGCAUUAAAAUUGAAGUAACAUUUUUAAGUAUGAACCUAAGGAUAGACAAUUUUUAAAUAUAAAGAUCAGUAUAUAGACUAUCCUUUAUUGAACAGAUCAGUUUUAAAUUAGUGAAAAUGAGAAUUAUAAAUUAGUAAGUCAUUGCUGAGUAUUCAAAUAAAGUUUCAUAUAUGUAAUAAAUUAAGAGAAUUUAACUAAUUAGUCUUGUGUUUCAAAGUGGCAUAUGAAGAAUUAUCAAUAUUUAUAACAUCAUUCAAAUUCAUAAAGAAAUAAAAUUACAUCAAGAUUAUUUGGAACAGUUAUCUAUUUUCAAAAAGGUGAUUUUAUAAAAAUAUCCACAACAGCUUUCAAAUUUAUGGGAUAAUUUAUUCAAAAGUGAAUAUUUAUUAAUUUGAAUACUCCCUAGAAUUUUAGUUAAUUAUAGUCAUUUAUUGGAUUAAUAUUCAAUGUUUCAAAAAAUUGCAUUAUAAUUGAAAUUAAUUGUACUAUAUUGAUUAUUUAUGAUUUCUUUAUUUAAUAAAUGAAG
Molecule: messenger RNA, 2399 nt
Organism: Centruroides sculpturatus (bark scorpion)
Lineage: Eukaryota; Metazoa; Arthropoda; Arachnida; Scorpiones; Buthidae
Product: monocarboxylate transporter 12-like
Exons: 4
Coding region: 140-1549 (469 amino acids)
Biological process (GO): transmembrane transport; monocarboxylic acid transport
Molecular function (GO): monocarboxylic acid transmembrane transporter activity
Source: RefSeq, a predicted model, not a curated record